This is a messenger RNA of Macrobrachium nipponense, 10463 nucleotides long. Its product is annotated as early endosome antigen 1-like. The record is from RefSeq and is a predicted model, not a curated record. Lineage: Eukaryota; Metazoa; Arthropoda; Malacostraca; Decapoda; Palaemonidae. Gene Ontology annotation, molecular function: metal ion binding; 1-phosphatidylinositol binding. Gene Ontology annotation, biological process: endocytosis. Bases 196 to 3315 code for a protein of 1039 amino acids. Gene Ontology annotation, cellular component: early endosome. The transcript has 16 exons.
AUAUUGCAGUAAAUACUAUACGCCUGUUCAACUGCUAUUGAUAAACCAGAUUAACAGAUCCAGAGUGAACAGACUGUACUGUAUGUUAAACCAUCAACCAUGACGUUAGGCCUCCAUAGGCUAGGCUAAGAUAGGCCUGGUUUAAUUACCUCGGAUUGUCUUUGAUACUUGAAGUCUCUUAAGUCUUCAGCAACCAUGAAUUCUCUGAAAAGUUUUAUGAAUAAGGUGAGUGCCCAGGUGAGGGAGGCAGGUCCACAGUUGCCAGGCCAAGUUGUUGAUGGUAUAAAUAGUGCUCAUGGCGAGGCGGUGGAAGGAUUUUUGUGUCCUACUUGUUAUAUGAGUUUCUCCACUCCAGAGCUGUUACAGUUGCAUUAUGAAGAGACUCAUAUUGAGCCUGCUGCUAAUUACUUGUGUCCAGUAUGCAAAGCUCGACUCAAUACUCAGCAAGAGUUGGAACAACAUUACAGCAGUAUUCAUGGGAUGAAAGAUGUUCUUCCAGAUACCAGUGGACAUAGCCUUGAAGCUCUUAGGGAAGAGUUGACAGAAUUGUCAACUAAUCUACGGGAGGAGCGUUGGUAUUCCGAAGAGCUAAAGAAAGAGGUUGAAAGAUUACAAGAAGCUUUUAAAAAAAAAGAUGAGAAUGAGGGUAAUUUCAUCCAUAAGUCCCAGCUGGAUGCUGUUGAAGAAUCAAAGGCCUUAUUAACUUCAGAAGUGGUGUUACUUCGCAAGCAACUGACGGAAAGCCUCUCUCUCAAUGCCUCUAUGAGGGCAGAGAAAGACAUGCUGGAGUCACGAGCAUCAGAAUUUGCUGUUGAAAGGGCUGAAUUACGAGCUACUUUGGAUACAUUACAGGCAGAAAAGGUUGGACUUGAAUCCGAACUGCAUGAAAUGAGGUCAACACGAGCUAAGCAGGAAGGCGUAGAUCAAAAUGAAACGCAACAGCUACAACAAGAGGUAGCCAAGCUUCAGGAACAGUUAGUGACUAAAGAAAAAGAGAAAGAAAAUGUCAAAGAUUCAGAGGAUAAAAUGGAGUUAGAGAUUCAAGUCCUUCGCAGUAAGUUACUAGAUCAAGAGACUGAGACUGUUGCAUUCCAAACAAGAGAAGCCGCAUUCCAAGCAAGAGAAGCCGCCCUCCAAAAUGACCUGAAAGCUAAGUCUGAAUUGGCAGCAAGUUUGAAGGAAGAAAUGCGUAACCUUAAAGAUGAGGUUGAUAUAAUGAAGAAAAAGCUUCAGGAUAAGGAUGAAACAAUGUUGCAACUGCAAAGUCAGCUGGAGGACAAGGAUGUUUUAAUGAGUGGAAGUUCACAACAAACAGAAGAACUGAAGGCUAAGUGUAUGAACUAUAUGGAAAAUAUUCAGGCUUUGGAAUCCCAGGUUUCGGAGUUAAGUGCCAAUCAUACCAGUACACAAAGCAAUUUGGAAUCAACAAAGGAAGAGCUUUCUUUGCUUCAGAAAAAACUCAGUGAUCUAGAGGUUGAGAAAAAUAGCCUGACUCGAGAAUUAAGUGAAAAGGAAGGAGAAUUAGAAAGCUUAAAGGAGAAAAUUAAUGAUGCUUCCAAAGAAGAAAGUGAGGUCUUGCAAAAGAAAUCGGAACAAGUAGAAGAGCUUCGGAAAUCUCUUCGAGAUGCAGAGCACAGUAGGACUACUGCAGAAAAUGCCCUUGUUGAGAAGUCUGAAACAAUUGAACAACUCAAUAACAAACUGACAAAUGCUGGAAAUACUUUGAAGGACACAAAUGCCCAGAGAGCACAAUUAGAAGCCACACUAAGAGAAAAAGACCAAAUGGUAAAAAGUUUGCAAGCGCAAGUCAGAGAACUAGAGGCAUUAAAAAGUGACCUGAGUAAGGAAAAGGAAUUAGUGAAAAGUAAAGAAAAGGAAGUCUCUGAAAUGAAAAAGAAAAUGAUUGAUGUAGACUCUAAGAAGAUGCAGGCUGAGAGGACUCUUCAGGAUACCCAAGAAAACUUGAGUAAUAUUCAGGCAGCUUCUCAGACUCUGAAAAGUGAAUUAGAAUCAGUGAAAGAACAUCUGAAAAAGAAACUCACAAGUAUAGAUGAAAUGCAAGUAAAGUUAGAUGAAGGGUUAGCUGUGAAAGAGGAUUUGAAAAGUAAGCUUCUCAGUGCACAAAAUGAGCAUCAAAGUUUAAGUGAAGAGCUGAAAAAGUUACAGUCACAGAAAACUACUGUGGAAUCUGACUUGAAGGCAGCUUUAGAAAAAAAUGCAAGCAUUGAGGCAAAACUUGAAAGUGUCACAUCAGAAAAAACAAAAUUGCAAGAAAAUCUGGGUAAAUCAGAAAGUGAAAAAGCACAGUUAGAAUCCACAUUCAAAGAACAGGCAUCAAAGCAUCUUGCACAGCUACAGGAAUUGCAAGAAAAGGAAAAGAAAUUAAGUGCUGAAAAUGCAGAGUUGUCUACCAAAGUGAAUAAUUUGCAAAAAGAAAUAGAUGAAAUUUCAAAAGCAAGGGAUGUAGUAACUCAGGAUUUACAAAAGGAGAAGCAAAACUUAGAAGCAUUGAAAACUAAUAGUGAGAAGUUACAUCAGCAACUAGAGCAACUAAGUAAGGAGCACCAUGCAUUGAAUCAAGAGAAGAAGGAGUUGGAAGAAAAAACUAAUGAAUUAAAGGACAAGGUAAAUGAGGAGUGUGAUACCAGAGCUGCAUUAGUGGCCCAACAUGCAGCUGAACUGACUGCUCAGCAGGAUGCCAGAGAUCAGUCAGAAACUCAGUUACAGUCGUUAAAAGAGUCUUCAAGUAAAAUGAAGGCUGAGCUAGAAAAGAAAGUUGCUUCACAGGAUAAAGAGGUAUCUAGUUUAAACAAACAGCUUGAAAUUCAUUAUCAAAAAGUUGGGGAGUUAGAAGGACGAGUGGCAGGCCUUGAAGCAGAGGUUGCAGGACUAGCUGGAGAAAAGCUGGAAUUGGAGGUACGUGUUGAAGCCUCUGUAGAAGAACAGAAAGGUCUGGUUGAACGCUGUGUGACAGCAGAAUCAGAAGUAGAGCGUCUUCAGGGUCACCUCACGCAAUUAAGACGAAAACUUGAUGAUUCCACAGCAGCUCUUCAGGAGUUAGGAAGAGAAAAUCAGAAUUUACAGAUGGAAACAACUAAGUUAGCAGGUAGAAAGUGGGCGGAUGAUUCUGAAGCUGUAAACUGCCGGGACUGCAAUAAAACUUUUUCUAUGACUAUACGACGUCAUCACUGUAGAAACUGUGGUCAAAUAUUCUGCAAUGAUUGUUCAAGUAAACAGGCUCCUUUGGAAGCUAAUAAAAAGUCUGUAAGAGUGUGUAAUCAAUGUUAUAAUGAGUUGACUUCUAAAAUAUUGUAAAAUUGUAUAUUUUAAUCCACAGCUUUAUUACAAUAUAUUUGAAGCACAUAUUGAUUGUUCAUGUGCUGGCUGUGUUGUGAAGGUCACAAUUUAAUACUGCUCUGUUGUGUAAUGUAAAAUAAGGUACAUUGUAUUCGUGUCUAAUGAGAUGCAUCUUUAUCCAAAAUGGUGUGUUGUAUAUAACUACUAUAUAAACAUUACUAAUGUGCUUUCAGGGCACAACUUUUACGUACUAAAUUUUGGUGCCUUCACUUAAGUAAUAUCCAUCAGAAUUGAAGUCCAUCAUUACUAGGAGUUUUAGAAUGGAAACAGUGGUCCAUAGGUGAUGGUGGAACAAGGUUGAAGUCAGUCUCUUAAGAUUUACCUUCAAAUUGAUAAAUUAAGUACAAUUAGCUAUCAUUGCUUGCCAACUACAACCAGUUCAAAAACUUCUUUGUUAUAAAAGCAUGUAGAUGUAUAUAGACUUGGCUUGAUUCACAUAAUUAUUAGGAGUAAGCAGAUAAGCAAUAUGAGCAUUAUUAACAAAAAACAAAACAUUUUUAAUAGUAGAACCUUUGAGUUUCAACCAUACUCGGAAAAUUACUCCCAUGUUUGUUGUAAUUGAUUUAUAAUUGGCAUUGAGAAUUGCCAAUCUACAUUUUGUAAGAAAAAAAAAAACUACCAAAGGUCUUAAUGACUGAAUCUGAAUAUAUAACUCCUUAAUAUGUACAGGCAUGUAUUGUGUUUUCACAUAGGGCAGAGAAUCAUUUAACUUAGGGCUGAUUUAGGGCAGAGAAUCAUUUAACUUAGGGCUGAUUGAUUUCAUAAGUCAUUUUAAUAUUACGUCAAGUGUCCAUGUGGAAUCAUAUUUCCUAGAGAUUUCUUUCAGUUCAACAGGUUAGCAAUUGGAUAUCUCUCAGUUUUUAGAUGAUAAUGUAACAGUUUAUUUGAAAGUAGGAAUGACAAAUAGGAACCAAGCAUUGUUAAUUGCAGUUACUAGAUAAUGGCUAUUCAUUAGCUCAUGUAUAGGAGACUUCUUGCCAUAUUUUCUGGUAUUUCAUUUUUCUCCCUGUGUGAAUUACAAACUAUUACUUUAUUUAGCAUUCCCCGGUGUGAGCUGUAAUUGAGCGUUGUUGAAAACUGGUAGCAAGGUAUCUCUUGGGGGAGGCCUGAGCCCAAGAUCUCACACUCAAGACUUUCUUCUUGCUAACCUUAACCUUGACUGCUGAGAAUACUGGCAUUGGCCUUUUUUUUUUAAAUCGUAUCUGGCGCUCGGAAGGUUGGGAAUCUUUGCCUUUCUCAUUCUUUUCCGAGUUUGGGGCAAAACAAAACCAGAACCUGUUAGUCCCUGAUAAGAGAUACAAGAAUUUCAAUUCCCUUUCUUUGUUAGUUUGUAGGGGGUGAUCUUGACAAGUUGCUUUCAUACCAGGUGUAAACAGCAAGGUACUACCUAAGAAGGAUCAAACCCCAUAUUCCAAAGUGUCGGCACAUUUUUGUUAGUAUCAACAGGCACAAGGAGAUGUCCAAGUGCACCCUUUCUUUCUGACAGCUAUAAUUAGACAAGCAACAUGGACCAAUGCACAAUUUGGGUGAGGAUUUAGGUAGUUAAGGGUGUAGGACCAUCUUUUGCAUUGUAGAGUAGCUUUUCAGUAGCACUGAUACUAUAAGGCAAGUAUCUGGAGAUGUCAGACCACCUUCACCUCAUCCCAAGGGAUAUGGAAGUCCCUUAAUACCUUCAUCUCAAGACCUGUGGUGGCAGCUCAGCAGGUUGUGUAGUCACCCAAGCAGCUCUCAGAAAAGUUUCUCACUUACGGCACUUGGAGGGCAUAAGGCUAGGGUUAGGUUAAAUGGUGGAAUGGCUUGCUCUCCUGCUUCUUUCUUUUCCUUCCACUGAGAGACGGCAGCUUGGGUUGAAUACAGUGUUUAAUGGGGCUACAGAUGCAGGUUGGCUACACAUUUGAGCAUCUGGUCUUAGAGCUUUAGUUUAUAUGAUUUGACACCCUCUGCUUUCUGUUAACAAUAGGGGUAGAGUUAUAUAUACGAUUGCUUUCAAAGUUAUGAUGGCCCAUUUUAUUAUACUGUAUCGGAAACCAUAUUCAAAAUUUUGAAUUUCAGUUUUUUCUCAGGCAAGCAAUAAGCUGUGCAAUACUCUCCUGUGAAUAUUGGACACCGGACAGCACCAGCACACCUCACCUCACAGUCUGUCAUGCAGUCACUAUUGUAUACAACCAGUACUCUGGAAGGUUGUUGGUUGCUCUUGUUUUUUAGGGUAUCCUCCUGAGUCUCUGCAUAGUUCCCUUUGUCUCCUGCUACUGUUUAGCGGAAGGUCAUAACUCUUCCAGAAAAAUUGCCACGCAUGAAGGCAGGAAUCAGUCCUGACCAUCUUAAGGAUAAAAUGCAUAUUAGUGAUGCUGUGAAAUCUUAUGCACCUGCAAAAUAUGCUUUCAUUUAAAGAGCUGGGCAACUACUUUGAAAAAAAUUACCUAUGUGGAAGUUGAAGAUGAAUACCUCUAUAACUGUUGUUCUUCACCUCCAGUACACGAGAUAUUCAACACUUUAAGUAUUACAAAAUAAGACCAUGUUAAUGAUUUUGCCCGGCUAUUGGUCAGCCUCCCACAUACCAGUGUUUUAUCGUGAUACCAUCUCAACAAACCCACGGUCCUUCAUGUUGAAGGACAAAGUAUUCAGGGACAGCAGUUGAUUGAGGUAUUAUUGGUUAACUGCCUUGUUACCAUGUUUCAAUGACCCACAGCAGUUUGUGCUGAGGAAUACUUCCACAUAAAGGAUCCAGUUUUUAUGCCUAGAAUAUAUACAAAUUGAUUUAAAAAUCUGUGAUUUUCCUACCCAUAUUAAUCUCCAAUAAUACACUGUUUUGAUUAUUUGACUCAUGUUUAGUUAUUUAGUUUCUUUGCCAAGAAGUUGCAUUUACAAUUUGGUCAUACAAAUUAAGUUCUCUUUAUGAAACUUUUUGCUUAUGAAAUGGUGGCAAAAGUAAUACAAAAUUUAGAGCUCCUUGAAAAUUACUGCAUCCAUAACCUGUAGCUAAACUGAUGGAUCAUAAAAUUUAAAUAAGUAAUAUUUUAAAAAUUACACAUGAAGUCUGUCACACCUUUACACAUUAGCCCUUUAAUUAAUUUUAGACAAUCUAAAAGCAUUUCAAUCAAUUGUAGAGUUGGUCACUUCAUUGUUUGGAUAUUACUUAUUAAGCAGAGCCCUCACUAAGCUUUUUUUUUGAAUAUAGUGAGUUUCAUUCAGUUUUGGAGAUGCAUUGAUUUCAAAGGUGCUGAUAAUGAAAAUUGAAAUGCUUCAUUAACUUUUGCACAAGGAUUUCAUUGUACAGUAUUAACUUUUGCACAAGGAUUUCAUUGUACAGUAUAUUAGAUUGCCAAAGAUUUUUUUUACAACAAUGUGUCAACUUAAACCUUUCAUUACUGUAUUUUCCUGAUUAGUUAAGAGCAAAUCAGUUAACAUUUCAUUUUCUGUCAGUAAAUAUUUACAGUUGAAUUUAUUUUUGGCUGAUUUUAAGUAACAAAAAAAUUAUGGCACUAAUAAAUUUUAAGUAAAUUUUAUACAAAUUAUAAAUUUUUAAGUAAAUUUUCUGCAAAGAAAACAAACAACCAUUUGCAGCAGCAGUAUUGAAUGAGGUAUAUAGUGUGUUUAACAAAAUUGGUGUAGAUAUUUUUGUAGAAUGAAUUAUGGUCAUUUAUUAGAUUACUUCACAUAUUCAAUUAAAACUUGGUAGCUGCCUUUGUGUAAUCAGUAUUUUACUUAAAAUUUGGUGCUCUUCAUGCAAAAAUUAACUAAUAGCUAUGGAACAGAUGACAUUUCAGAAUUUUUAACUCUCAGAUGGAUGACCAUAUAAUUUGUUGUAUGAUUUGUUUCUAAGAUUAAAUACAUACUGUAGUUUGAAGAGUAUUAACACAUAUUAGAUGAAAAUUUUUAGCAUGAAAAUUAAUUAUUUUUCAUGUUGCAAGCUGUUCUUUGUUGAAGUUUUAUUUAAAAGGCUUGUCUUCAUGGGUGAAUCAUUUUAACCGAUUUGGCUAUUCAGUACCUUGAUGUAAACAAGGUAAACGAUUUAAGUACUGCAUAUGGAUUUUGUAAAGAAGAUACAUUAUAUACGGUGCAUUUGAAAUGGAUGUUUUAGAUGCAACAAGCUGAUAUGUAAAAUAACUGAAGUAGCCACAGAAUAUCUCAUCAUUUACCAAAGAGGUAUUAAGAAAUGUCAAUAAAAAAAAUGCAAUUUUAGAAAACUACAUGACCCAAGCAUUACUUCCAAAUUAGUUUAAUUACAUGACCUAACAGCCCCUUCCAAAUUAAAUUUUUCCUUUUUCCUGUCAUGGCUUACAGAUAACAUUGAACAUUUCUAAACUGGAAAAUUGUUAUGAUUUUCAGGUUACUAUAUAGAUACGUAGUUCUUCUCCUGUCAGUGAGACCAUCUCAUUUUAAAUUUUUUACUUGUAAAACAUAACAAAUUGCCAAGCAUGUUUUUUACCAGGAUUAUACUAUCAGUUCCAGCAAUUACUUUUUUUUUCUCUCUUUUUCUUACUCUGCAAUUUUUUUUUUUCUUAUUCUGCAAAGUUAGAGCACUUGGAUUUUCAACUUAAGCUUCAUGGUAGUUUAAUCCGGGUUUAAAAGUACCUAGGUUCUUUAUAAAAAAAAAAACUCAAAGAAUGGGUGGCAUUCACAUUUUCAUUUAAUUGAAAAUAAGCAUUGAAAAAGACUUUGAUUCUUUGAUUUAUAAAAGUUGAAAAAAUAUCUGUUGACCAGACGUAAUAUUGAAUUGUUACUGUGCUGUUGGGCUUAGGGAAAUUAGUCUAUAUUAUGUUAUCAUGACACUAAGCAAGGCUUAAAAAAUGUACUUUCAGGGUAGUCUGUAGAAUAUAAAUGUAUAAGCUUGCACAUCCAUACUCCUCAAUGAUUAUGAAACUGGCUUAGCUGUUUGGCUUAUGUUCUUGUCUUGACAUACCUGCUUCAUGUUCUUUUCACAACUUGGAUGUUUGUGGGAGCAUACGUUUGUUUAAAGUCACUAUUUAAAAAUGCAUCUCUUGGAAGUAAUUUUAAGAAGUUUUCUGUGAAGCACCUUUGUUAUACUAAACGUAUUGUGACCUAAGCAUAUCAGCCUUUGUUAGGCCAAAUCUUGGUGCAGGUAAAAUGAGGUAUCUUAUUAUCUGCAUCCAGUUCACAAAACAUGCCAUUGACAAAGUGUUGAAUUUAUGUAAGGCAGUGUUGUUUUGUAUAAAAUUGUAUUAUUAGCUUGGAGGUUUCAAAGUUAUUGGUAAGCAUUGGAUUGGAAGUAUCAAAGUGAAUUUGGUAAGUAGUGGGCUUAUUUGCCAUUGGAGUAUCUUCCAUCACAAACUUUUGAUUUAUCUCAUACACAAAGGCUGUCACUAGACCAUUGAGCUGUUGAUACUGUAUUGGUUGUUGUUAUAUAGCAAAGUAAAUGAGUUAAAUCAAAAGGAUGGUGAAUAAUGGUUUAAGUGUAGUAAUCAUUUAUAAAAGUUUUAAAGUAUGAAUUUUAUAUUCAAGGUAUUAAAUAUGGUAGCAGAAAUGUCUAGCACCAUAAAAACUUUUCAUAUGAAAUUUUUUUCAUAUUGUUGAUCUCAUCUGAAAACUUUACCAAUACAUCAGUAUAUGUUGUUACUGGGAGAUGAUUGAAAUUAUUAAUGAUCCAGGUUAUGAAUAUACUGCAACUUGCAGUUUUGCAUAAUUUCAGACUUUUACAUUUCUUCUAGGUACAGCUUUUUUAUAUUUAGGGUAUAAUUUAACCCCUUGGGCAUACUUUUUAAACUCUGUUCUCAUAUUACUAACUUCCUGAAGUGACAUGCUAGUAAGUUUUGGAACAUUGUUACCAUUGCAAUCACACCUAUGUCAUUUUUUUUUUUUUUUGCAGUAUUUUGCGGUGCUACUAUUCCAUAUUACAUGUAGAAUUCAACAAAGUUUUGAUCUUUGUACCAGUAUGUACAUGAAAAACUAGUAAAAACUGCAUAUAAAGCCACACAGGAGGAAGAUGCCAUAUGGGACGGUAGAGCAUGGUCUAGGCAUGCAUAGUUGGUUCAUUGUCUUUCAGGAUUCAGCAAAUUGUACUACAGCUAGGAGAGCUGCUGCACAGAAUAAGGCUAUGUUUGGUUAAUGGUUUCAUAGUGGACAAAUAACUUUUCAGAAGUGUUUCAGAUAGCUUCCUCCAGCUGCAUUUUAUUGUAAGACAACUGUUUUCAAAUAUUCCUCAGAAUAAUGCUGACUACUCUAUUUCUCCUUCCUAUGCCUUUUAGAUUAUUUUGGAUUUAUAAAAUAAUACAAAAAAAAUGUUUUGUUUAGUUGCAAGCCAUGUUAAGGUUUGAUCUGCAAACUCAAUGAAAGCAAGUUUUUACUAUUGUCUUGGUUAGUCAUUAAAAGCAGAUAUUUUUCACACAUUGCCUUGACUAUUUCUUGAGUGUUGAUAAGGGUAUACUGUAGUACAUACAUGCAAAUAAUGCUAAUAAAAUUAAAGGCAAACCCGAGGCACCAGUUUCAUGCUUCAGUCUGUACGUAUAUCAAGCAGACUCAACAUUCGGUAUACCAUACUUGCUGCUUUAGCCCAAACAGGGAUUUUGUAUGACAAAAAUUAAUGCCGAUAUAGUUAGAAACACAAUUAAUUGACUACAGUAAUGUAAGGUUAACUAUUAGCAUGUCUUCAGUUUUAAAGGUUUAUAGUAUUCACUCUAUAUAAGCAGAGGGAGAGAUUUGAAGCACAAAAAAAUAAAGCAUAUACAUUAAAAGGGACGGCAAAAUUUUUCACUAGAGGUUGUAUUUUUAUAUUUCCCUAUUUACUUAAUACUAUUAUGUAUUGGAUGAAGUGAUAUAAUUACGCCAAUAAACUCCAAUAGUCUUGGAUAAAAGAAAAAUCUGAUUGGCAAUAUUUUAUGUAAAGUGGAAUUGUAAAUGCAUGGACACAUUCUUUAAAGUGUAUGGAAACUUUUACAUUUUGUUUUUGAAUUAAUAGUUUCUUUGCCCAAGGGGUUUACCUGUCCAAAAAUAGGCUUCAGGCUUUGGUUUGCAUUUGUUGCCUAAUAAUGGUAAAGAUAAUGAAGAGUCUAUUUUUAUGUAUAUUAUAACGUAUAUCCAGUAUUGUGCAAAUAACAAUAUUGCCAAAUAGUAAAUGUUUUUAUUAAUAAAUAAAAUGUUGAAGUCUA